Nezara viridula (southern green stink bug) is the source of this 126-nucleotide messenger RNA. NCBI's taxonomy places the organism in Eukaryota, Metazoa, Arthropoda, Insecta, Hemiptera, Pentatomidae. The record is from the annotation of a GenBank genome assembly.
AUGCCUUAUCCAGCCCUCCCGAGUAUUUGUAUUUAUAAUACUUUUUCAGUCUGUCGUAGUUAUGCGCUGCUUACUGCUCCGCAGAGAGAACCAAUAGAGCAUAAAAGAGAAUCCUGUUGGAAAUGA